AUGGAUGAGAUGUUGUACAGUGUGAUCAUUUUAUACCAUUUAUCAGCGUCUUUAAUAUGCUGCACAGCUGAUUUCUGCAACUGGACUGGGAGCUCCACACAGGAAGAGGCCGGGCUGGUGCUGCAGGUGCGGCUCCGCUGCGCUGCAGGUUGGGUAAGGUGGUUCUCCGCUGGUCAGGCUCUCAGGGUGGUCCUCGAACCCAGUCUGUCCACCUUUAGCCCUAGGGUCUGCAUCCAAGCCUCCCCGACCUUGCGCGGGCUCCACAUGUUCACUGAGCGCUCCGGGCGGCUGCAGUUGUUGACCACGGGGCGGGAGAAGACGUCAUGUAUUGACGCUCACGGAGAGACUGUCAUCUAUCUCCAAGUGAGUGUCCAGAGUCCUGCGUCACGGGGACGCACUGUGGGCUUCCAGUACGAGCUGACCUACCCGGGUCCCGGGGCCAGCCCUCACCUCACAGGCCUGGGAGAUCCUUGUCGACCCUGUAGUGACACUCAGCUGCUCAUGGCCAUUUGCACCAGUGACUUUGUUGUCCGAGGCACCAUACAGAAAGUCUCUCAUAACUCCGCCAGACAAACCUCUCUAAUAAACGUGUCGGUGACCAAAGUAUACACGCAGCGUGGCAGUCUGUUUGAACAACCACCCACCUCUCCCCUGGACCCCAGUCUCCCGCGGUCUGCCCACAUCUCCACGCUGCUGCAGUGCCACAUAAAACCAGGAAAGGGAGAGUUUCUAUUUACGGGGUCGAAGCACUUUGGGAGAGCCUGGUUAGGGUGUGCCCCUCGAUUCAAAGACUUCCUGUCAGUGUACCACAGCGCCAGGGCGGCACGGAGCAACCCCUGUGAUUUCCUUUUAGACUGA
Knipowitschia caucasica is the source of this 858-nucleotide messenger RNA. Lineage: Eukaryota; Metazoa; Chordata; Actinopteri; Gobiiformes; Gobiidae. The record is from the annotation of a GenBank genome assembly.